CGAAUUAAUUAAUUUUACUAUUAUCACAAAAAUUUACUAAAGUAAUAAGUUAAAACUUCGCCAAUUAAUAAUUGGCAACUAUCCGUUAUGAUGGAGUCUAUUUCUCCAGUCAUCGUGCUCCUCGAUCGGAACACGAAACAAGUUGAAAAUAAAACUGUUAAUAACUUUGAAGCAUUUAAAAACCAGUCAAAAAUCAAAAAGUGUUCGAUUUGUGGCUCGUCGCGAGGUUAUCGCGACGUGCCACUUUUUUCAUGAAGAGAAAUUCAUACCGAGUCCAGUCCAGCAUUGCCCAGAGCGGGUCUCAGCUGCUGCUCGAAUAAAAUGUAAACAUUUCACAAUAAUCAAUUAAUUUUAUUUGUAAUAUUAACACAAAAAUUUACUAGAGUAUUAACUGAUCUAUAAAAUAGCUCAAUUAUUAUGGAGUCUAUUUCUCCAGUCAUCGUGCUCCUCAAUCGGAACACGAAACAAUUCGAAUUAAGUGAAACUGUUAAUGACUUUGAAAUAAAAAAUAUGUCAAAGUCAAAAAUAAUUAAAAAGUGUUCAAUUUGUGGCUCGUCGUCGCUAGGCCAUCGCCCCAUGACAAAAAAGCAACUCUGCUCCUUCCGCCAGCUCGUGAAAUCCUGUUGGAAUCGGAAAAGUCUGCCAAUUUGUGACCCUUGUCGCCAACAUUUGAACCAAUUAAUUAAACUGAUGGAGGAAAUGGACCAAUUGACCGUGGCGAUGGAGGCGCUAGUGAAAUUAAUCAAGUUGAAGAUGAAAUAUCAAGAAAUUGCGAGGAGAAAGAGCGAUUCAGGUCCAGACUACUUGAAUGACGAGACGAGCUUAUCUUCAAAUGAAAAGGAGGAAGCACUGAUCCUUGAUAAGCAUGCGGAAAAUCUUGCCAGCGACGACCACGUAAAUGAUGACGUAAAACCAUUAAUUCUGAAUUAUGAAGAUGACGACCUUGACAGUUAUGAAGAGCAAAGAGUUAUUAAGGAAGAGAUAAUCCUGCCCCCAGAUAAACGUCCAGAAAUCACAUGUAAAAAACCUGGGCCCUUGAGUAAGACAAGGAAGAGAAAACGAGACGAUUGCACGGUGCUCGACAAUGUAAAGAGUGAGAUGAAGGAUGAAGAUAUGUCAAGCUUUGUAAAAGUAGAAGAAGAAAACGUCGAGAACUGGGCGCUAUUCUCAUUUUCGGACAAUGAGCUUGACCAGGGAGUCGAUACAGAAAUGAUCCUUCCCGACGACAAUGUUAACAAUAACGGUAUCCCAACAAAUGCACCGCUACAAGUUGCGCCGUUUACCCUUACCCUGCCAGUUACCCUACCCGAUUUCAGUCAAAACGACCAAUUUAUUACCGAAACGACGGAAGCUUUUUUGCCCUCGUAUUACUCCACGGGCGAUUUACACAGUACUUCUUCAGUUCAAACUGCAAAGAUCAUUCGACCAAAUACUAUUCCACCUCUGCCAACGCAAUCUGCACAUUUAUUUACUUUGGGAAAACGAUUCAUCCCAGAUUCAGAAGCCGUCUGCCCAAACUGUGGAACGCGUUCGAGAGAUUUGCAUUUCUGCGAGUACUGUAAAACUCGAUUCUCGGAUUCUAUAAAAAUUAUCAAUGUUAACGAAAUGCUUGAAAGGGCAAUGUGUACGGAAAACUGGAAAUCAUCGCUUCCUGAGAGCCGGACUCGAACUCAAUCAUCUUCAGAAACUGAAGAAAUCGUCAAGAUUACGGUACCCCGAAAGUCGCGUCGCAAUGCAGUCAUGGACGAAGCAUCGUCGUCCAAACAAACUUCCGGAAGUGGCAACGAGGACAAUAACGAUGGUGAAAGUAAAGGCGACGAAAUUCAGGUUGUAUCCGACAAAUUAGCACCAGCACCAUCUAAUUUUUCACCCGACACGAAGAUAACCCUUCAAUGUCGCACCAUCAACGUGGGGACUUAUCAACUUCAGGCUGCAGGUUUGACUGGCUUCCUUCCCGUGACCAUUUGCAAGAAGGGGAUCAAAUUCGUAAUGCCGCACACUCAAUUCGGAAGGAAAGGUGUAAAGUGUUGCAUACCAAUGAAGUCCAUUACCCGAUUUAAAAUUCAUCCCCACAUGGCCUCCCUCACCAUGCAGGCAAAAUUUUAUCUCGACAAGCUGAGAAGGUCGCUAGGAUUUAGCGACAAUCCUGAAGACGCCAACUACCACUAUCAUCCUCACAGUAAAAAUCCCCGUCAGAAGAAAAUUACACUUGUUUCACACGACAAUAUGAAGGACAGGAUGCCCGUGCUAAAGUUUCUCAUUCCCAGCCCAGCUUAUACGCGUUAUGCACGUCAUAAAGUCAGGGGGGUCCAAUCCGGAAAAAUCAUCCGUUUGACUGGAAAGCCUAAUAAAACCCGGAAUCUAGCUCCAGGGGCGGGCAGUUGCCCGGGGGAAUGAGGCGCCAGUGAUAAUAUUAUAUUUUAAGUGAUUUAUUUAUAGCAUACAGUGGCGGGUAAACCGGGUAUGUGACAUUGGUGACACCUAGGGGCCCCCGCGCAGCGGGGGCCCCCAGGCCGGCCGUCAUCUCGGUGCAGUGCCAGGUAAACGGGGAAGGUGAGGUAUUUGUGACGUAGAGGCCCUCACGCAGCGGGGUCCCGCAUGCAUAGUCUAGGGUGGGACUAUACGUAAAUUUUUACAAGAAUUGCCAGCGAAUUUCUAAAAUAAAUUCACUGAUACUACGGCAAUGCAAAUAUAAGAAUUAAUUGGUGGUAUGUACUCAUGUUCCAAGUAAUUUGCGAAACCCCGAGCAAGUGGUUAAGCAGCUACAUAUAUACGUAGAUAAAGUAGACAUAAACGAAAAACGUACUAUUUAAGGGCUCCAAUAAUUUUUGCACGUGAUUCCGCAAAAUCUGUUGCCAGAUAAAUAAUUUUUAAUAAAAUUGGGGGCCCCUUGACAGGCUAGCCAAAUUACACGAUUUUUAACGUAUUCCUGCGAGUCAUGUUUUUGUGCAUACUUAUUUGGUCAAAUAAAAAAUAAUUUGCUCUGUUUAAAUUAUAACAUUUCUCUCAAUCUAUUCUUUAAUCGGUUACUCGGGUUGCGAAUUCUUGGCUUCCCGUCUUGCCGAACGAAAGUCAGAUUAACUCUUUGCAAAUAAUGUAAUUAUCACCGUCAAGCUAGAACUAAUAAUUUAAUUAAAUCGACAAAAUUACGUGUGGCUGCUAACUUAACUCAGGCAUGCUCAUGACAUUUUCACCGAACUAACUUAAAGAAUAUCUUUAAGUUAUUCACUCUCAUAAAUAAAUGAGAGAACCCGUAUUUUGCAUUUAGUUGAAUACGAGUUUUGCCACCCGUGAAGGAAUUUUUGAUUAUUUUCAGCGUCUCAUCAUGAGUUGCUCAUGACUUUUUAAAAAACUGCAGCAUUUCAAAUUUUAAACAAAUUUCAAUCAUUGAAGUACACGUUUAUUCAGAAUUACAUUAUAUAACUUUACAAAAUUUCCUUCUCAAAAACAUCAAAUUUUCAGUAAUUUGAGUUUCUUUUGCAUUUCCUAAAAUUGUCAAAUACAUGAAUGCAAAUUUUAAAUAUCAGACGAAUUUAGAAAUGUAUUUUCCUAAUUUGAGGUAGGUAAUUUUUAGAAAUCCACUUUUUAAACUUGUCAUAUCGGCUUGAAAUAAGAAAAGUAAUAGGGUUUUGAAAAAUCCUUAGUUUGACUGAAAUUUAAUUAAAAAUUCCGCCACAUGCGAAAACAAGCGCAUUAAUAAGCAAAACUGUAGGCUUCUUUGUUGCUGAGCAAUUUAAAAUUAAAGUCGAAGAAACCCAGUCUGCACAUUGGUUAGUAUACUAAAUAAAUCAUCACGAAAAAGUCACCUAGGGGCCCCUAACUGGCUAUACCCGCCACUGAUAGCAUAAUUGUUAAUGUUUAUGAGUAACUACUAGUUACUAACUAGUGAAAUGUAGAAUUAAGUGUGCUAAAUAUGAUGAUGGAUUUCUGACGAUUGAUUUUUAAGUGUGCGAGUUUAUGUAAAUCAACUUCAUUAGAACAACGGUUUGGUUAAGUUUAAGAGGAUAACAUUUAGAUAUUCACUAUUUUUGUAUUGCAAAUACAUACUUGUCAAUUUUGUUUAAUUUUUCAGAAAAAAACAAUUCAAUAAUUUUUGAUAAUUUUAAGCUUCGACAUUUUAAUUUUAAUUUUAACUACAUUUUCCAUGCACUUUCCAUAAUUAUCCAUAUUUCCUCUUUCUAUUUCCAAACAUGUCACUCAUUCUGACAACUGCGUAUGUAACUGCAUGAGAGUGUUAAUUAUGUCGUAAUUUGUGUUUAAGUGUGAUACAUAUAAACGCUUAGAUAUGUCAACUUUCAAUAAGUUGAUACAUAAGUUUGGUAAUUUAUAAAACUGCAAAUACUUAGUUUCAUUAUGCAAAAAAAUUCGAUGUAAAACAUGUUUAUGCUCGUAUUUAAGCCCAAAAUUUAUUUUCCAUUUGGGUAUUUCUGCCGGUAAUAAAGAAAUUAAAGAGUCUUUAAUAGAGACUGUUGAAUUUCUAUAUUUAUCA
Molecule: messenger RNA, 4489 nt
Organism: Folsomia candida
Lineage: Eukaryota; Metazoa; Arthropoda; Collembola; Entomobryomorpha; Isotomidae
Exons: 10
Coding region: 418-2397 (659 amino acids)
Source: RefSeq, a predicted model, not a curated record